Drosophila novamexicana is the source of this 9094-nucleotide messenger RNA. RefSeq names its product DNA N6-methyl adenine demethylase (gene Tet). The record is from RefSeq and is a predicted model, not a curated record. NCBI's taxonomy places the organism in Eukaryota, Metazoa, Arthropoda, Insecta, Diptera, Drosophilidae. Gene Ontology annotation, cellular component: nucleus. Gene Ontology annotation, molecular function: DNA binding; DNA 5-methylcytosine dioxygenase activity; zinc ion binding. Gene Ontology annotation, biological process: positive regulation of transcription by RNA polymerase II; oxidative demethylation.
AUGGCGUCUACAAUAAUCGCACAGAGCAGCACAGGCGGCCCCGUCGAUCCGGCAUCGGCAGCUAACGGCAGCGCCAGCAGCAGCAACACUCUGCCAGCAAUAUCGGCAACAGUCGCCUCGGCAGCUGCCGAUCUGCAUAACACGCAUCUCAAUCAGCUGAGCAGCCUCAGUCAGCACUAUACGACGCCCUACCAUCAUCAUCACUACCAGCAACAGCAGCAGCAGCAUCAGCAUCAGCAGCAGCAACAUCUACAGCAGCAACAUCAGCAACACUACCAGCAGCAGCAGCAGCAGCAGCAGUCGCAGGCGGAGCAACAUCCUCAGCAUUGGGAUUACUAUGCGCGACAGCAACCAGCCGCGCCCGCCAUCAAUAGCAACAACAGCAACAGCAGCGGCAACAACAACAGCAGCAACAACAACAACAGCGGCAACGCCAACGGCAGCAACAGUGACAACAACAACAGCAACAAUACAAAUGUUGCAGCACCUUUGGGCAGCAGCAGCAGCAAUGCUAAUGGUCCUGCUGCCAGUGGCAACAAUGGCCACGGACAUAGUGAUGCCAAUAAUCCCGUUGCUGCUGCCGCCGCCGCCGCCGUCGCAGCAGCAGUAGGCGCCAACGGCAACAACGCCAACGCCAACUCGAACUCAAACUCAAACUCGAACGGCAGCUAUACACGUCCCUGGGAAAUGGAGUCCAAGGACAGCGUGCCGCCCCAGAGCCAGCCACAGACGCAGCCGAAGAGCGGCUUUGAGCCCUUCUCAAAGCUGCCCUCAUUCCAGAGUCAAUUUCAUGGCUACAACGAUCAGCUGAUGCCCGAUGGCACGCCUAUGCCCAUGCCCAUGCCGAUAACAGCAGCCGCCGCGGCAGCAGCAGCUGCCGCCGCAGCCGCUGGAGCUGCCACUGCCAGUGGCACGGCCGGAAUGAGCUCGCUCCAAACGGUUGCCAUGUCGCCGGCCAGCAUCUCGGUCAGUUCGCCCGGAAUGAUGAGCGUGGGCUCGCCGCUGACCCAGCUGCCAGGCAUGCAGACUAGCAUAACGCCGCCCUCGGGCAGCUUUACUCCGUUGGGCGCACCGCCGCCCCCGCCGAAUGCAUUUCAUCACAUGCAUUCACAUCAUCGGGUGGCCGGAGCCGGAGCCGGCGCGUACCCGCUGAUGCCGGCGGCUACAGCCGCAUUUGGCGACCUGCAGCUGUAUCAGCCGCUGGCGCCGGGCUUUGCGCCGCUGAUCAAGAAGGAGCCGGGGGACGCGGCUGGCGCCGACUACGACAUGCUAACGGGCAGCAUGCUGCUCAAGAAGGAGGACUUUGAUCUCAGCAACAGCAACACGCAUCUGUCGCAGCAGCAGCAGCAGCAGCAACAGCAGCAGCUGCAUCUGCAGCAGCAGCAACAUGGGCACACACAUCCCGGCCUGGGCGUGGCUGUGGGCAUGCAUACGCCCACAUCGUACGACGGCAACAACAGCAACAGCUAUCCACAUGCCGCCAGCAGCAGCGGCAGCCACACGCCGCACACGACGCAGCCGCUGACGCCGACGCCGACAACAACGACGCCCCUCAAGGUGGAGAAGCUACUGCAGUCGCCCAUAGCGCGGCUGGAUGCGCGCAAGAAAGAGCGCCGGAAACAGCGGCCCAAUUCGCUCGAGUCCAGCGCCGAGAGUGAGGCCAGCGGCAUGGACGUGGAUCCCAGCGGCGGCAAUCCCGGACAGGUGGAUGCCGUUUCCAGCACGGCCAACUUCAAGAGCCCGCUGAGCGCCCUCGGCAUGGGCGACAGCAGCGAUGCGAACGCCAAUGGAUGCGACAAGCAGUCGAAAAAGAAGAGGAAGCGCUGCGGCGAAUGCGUCGGCUGCCAGCGCAAGGAUAACUGCGGCGAAUGCGCCCCCUGCCGCAACGACAAGAGCCAUCAGAUCUGCAAGCAGCGACGCUGCGAGAAGCUCACCGAGAAAAAGGAACCCAAAGCCAAGCCCAUCGUUUACGGCGCCGACGGCCAACCUGUUCGUGCAGACGCCAAGCGCGGACGCGGCAAGGGCAAGUCAACUGGCGCCAAUGCCACCGUCGUCAAUGCCACAGCUGUGGCCGCUGGCAAUGGAACACCAACAACUGGGCAAUCACGCGCCCGUAAAACCUCCACCAAAGCAAACAAACUGAAUGCAGCCGCUGGUGCCAUUGCAGCCGCAUCAGCAGCAUCGCCACGUCUAAGUCCAACGCCAGCAGCAACACUGUUGCCGCAGCAAUCGCCAAAUACUACAACAGCAACAGUUGCCGCAGCGGGCAGUUUGCAGCAGCAGCAGCAGUAUCAGCAACAACAGCUGCAGCAGCAAUUGUUGACACACCAGCAGCAGCAGCAGCAACAACAGCAGCAGCACUAUCAGCAGCAGCAGCAACAGCCGCAGCAGCAUUUCCAGCAACAGCAACAUUUGCAGCAGCAGCAGCAAACGCAACAUCAUCAGCAGCAGCAGCAGCAGCACGCACAGCAGCAGCAACAACAGCAACAUUUGCAUCAGCAGCAGCAUCAAAUAACCGCACAAAUUCAAACCAUGAAGGAUCAACCGCAACAACCUAUGGCACCUAUGGCCUUCUAUCCGACAUGGCAGGCGGAUCCAUCGCAGGGCUGGCAGAACCAGUUCAUACAGCAAAUACCACAGAAUACUCCAGCCAUCACAUCACUCAACUCCUUGGAUUUCCAGACACAGUCCUACGCCUAUCCAUCAAAUGGCUACGUGCAGACAGGUCUCGGCUUCGAUCCCAACUACGGCCGUUCGCCAUAUGGGGCGCCCGUGCAGCGCUACGACUUCCAGAGCCAGCAGCUCUCCAGUGCGCCCAUUAAUCAGGUGGGACUGCAGAGCGUGGCCGCCGGCUUUCCGCCUGGCGGUGUUAGCUAUGCCGGGCAAGUGUCGACGGCGCCGGCGCCACCAGCCGUUGGCCUGCAGCAGCAACAGCAGCCGCAACAACAGCAUCUUGGCGGGGAUCUGAGCAAGAGCAUGUCGGGAAACGACACGCCUGGAUAUCCGCGGGUGAGCAGCGUGCCGCCGCGCUCACUCAACUGUAACGGGUAUCCAGGCGACUACAGCGGUUCCAGCAACAGCAACAACAGACACAACAGCAACAGCAACCACAACAGCAACAACAAAACGACAACUGCAGCGCCCAGCGUCGCAACCGCGCCCACAGCGACUGGCCCUGGUAACACGGUUGUGGCCCAGCCAGCCAGCUCACCUAUGCAGUCACAGGCCCAGACGGUGCCUCCAUCACCCACGCGCAGCCUCAUCCAGCAGCAGCAGCAGCAGCAACAACAGCAACAGCAGCAGCCACGCCUCGUCUCACAGUCGCCCAACCAGGUGCCGCCAUCUCCGAAUGGCAACGGACUGCAGCCCUAUGGCAGCAGCCAGCAGCAGCAGCAGCAGCUGACGAACGAUGGCUACCCGGCGCAGGGUCAGGGCGAACGCUUGCAUCUGAACACGCGCAUCAAGUCCAUGAUCAUGCGCAAGAGCGAUUCCAAGGAUGCGCCGCCCGACAUUCAGCUGCAGGGCCAGACAACAGCCCCAGGUGCCGCCCAACAGCAGCAGCAGCAGCAACAACAGCAGACCGGUCAUUUUUUAUCGUAUAGCCACCAUCUCCGCCCCGAGACGGCGCUGAGCGCCAACGGCUCGAGCAGCGUCGCACCACCGCUGGCCGUUGCCGAGCCCAUCGGAGGUGGUGGCGAUCAAAUCUGGAAGCCGCACCACGCCAACUCGUUUAAGAAGCCCAGCGUGGGCAGCGGCUAUGCCGGCACGGACCAUCAGCUGCAGCUGCAACUGCAGCAACACCAGCCAGGACAACACACAACCAUUAGCCAUGCGGAGGUGCCGCCACAGCCUGCCAUGCCCAUUCAGCCGCCGGUACAGCCACAGCCCAAGAAAUCGCGAAGUCGCAGCAAGGCGAGCCGUGCCGCUGCAGCCGCCGCGGAGGCUGCCGCCGCCGAAAUUGAACGGGAUCGCAAUGCCAACGAUCCGGGUGGCGGAGGACUCAAGGCCUUGGGCGCACACUAUCCGCCACCGCCGGGCAGCGGUCAGGACUAUCACGGGCAAUAUAUCAAGACGGAGCCGGGUCUGUUGCCGCCACCGCCGGGCGGGCAACCAAACAAAAUGGAGGGCUACGAGCGCAACUACCAGAACUUCAUUCAAUAUGCCGACUUCUGCCAAAACGAUGGCCAGGGUCAGCCGGUGCAGCAGCACCAGCAGGACUAUGCCGGCUACCAUCACAACUCGGCGUAUUAUGGCGCCGGCGCCGGCAGCUUCCAGCAGAACUUCCAGCAGAGCUUCGUGCCCGGAUAUCAGGCGGCCGCGGCCUAUGGCAGCCGUGGUAAGCCGCCCUCGAAUGCCGCCCACCACGGGCCACAUGGCCAUGGGCACGGCAACAGCAUGCUGGAGCUGGACCGCAAGCCGGACACCAACAGCAUCAUACCACUGCCUACAAACUAUGAGAAGGAUAUACCGGCGCACGCGUAUCCCAUUCCGGCGCAUCGCUAUGCGCUCGGACACGGAGCACCGCCGCCGCCGCACCUCGGCCACCACGGCAUGCUGGAGCCCAAGCUGGAGGACAUGGGCAUGCUGGGACAUGGCCACGGACAUGGCUAUGCCUAUCUAGGUGAGGGUAAGCCGCUAAACAACGGCUUCUCGUGCUGUCGUCAGGGCGGCACCAGGCCACCCACUGCGGAGCAUCUCAAGGACGGAACCUGCCUGGGCUUGGGCAUCCAGCCCAAGGAGGAGCUGCUGGACGAGGACGAGCUGGCCGAGGCGCACAAUGGUGUGAAGGCCAAGUCCAAAAAGCAGAAACAGGAUGAGAUACCCGAAAUAAUUGUCAAGCACGAGAAAAUCAAUCCCAUGUUUGAUACGACGGAUCGCCUGGAAAAGGGCAACAAGACGGAAAUACCUGAAUGCGAGUGCUUUCAGUCCGACAAGAAUCCACCAGAACCGGGCACCUACUACACGCAUCUGGGCACCGCAUCCACGCUGAUGGAGCUGCGACGCGAGUUCGAGGAUCGUUGCCAGCUGACGGGCCGUCAGUUGCGCAUCGAGAAGAUCGUCUACACGGGCAAGGAAGGCAAAACCUCGCAGGGUUGCCCGGUGGCCAAGUGGGUGAUCAGGCGUGCCGAUCCCGAGGAGAAGAUACUUGUUGUUGUGAAGAAACGUCCGGGUCACAGGUGCAUUGCCGCGUACAUCGUGGUGUGCAUGGUGGCCUGGGAUGGCAUGCCGCGCCUGGAGGCAGACAAUGCCUAUAAGAAUUUGAUACCCAAGCUCAAUAAGUACGGACUACCCACCACGCGCCGUUGCGCCACCAACGAGAAUCGCACCUGUGCCUGCCAAGGACUGGAUCCGGAGUCGUCAGGCGCCUCGUACAGCUUUGGCUGCAGCUGGUCCAUGUACUAUAAUGGCUGCAAAUACGCGCGCUCCAAGACCGUGCGCAAGUUUCGGCUGUCGGUGAAGAGCGAGGAGGCAGCGAUUGAGGAUCACAUGAAUCUGAUUGCCACGCUGCUGGCGCCGGUCUUUAAGCAGGUGUGCCCGCGCUCCUAUGACAAUCAAACCAAGUACGAGCACGAGGCAUCCGACUGCCGGCUCGGCCUGGAGCCGGGCAAGCCCUUCUCGGGCGUGACCGCCUGUCUAGACUUUUGUGCGCACUCGCAUCGCGAUCUGCACAACAUGCAGGAUGGCUGCACGGUGCACGUGGCACUGCUGAAGCCCACCAAUCGCGAUAGCCGCUUGCCCGACGACGAGCAGUUCCACGUCCUGCCGCUCUACACAAUGGACGGCACGGACGAGUUCGAGAGCGUCGAGGGGCAGCGUGAUAAGCAUCGCACCGGAGCUGUGCAAAUGCUGGACAAAUUUCCCUGCGAAGUACGAGUACGCUCCACGCCGCUGAUACCCUGUCGUCGGCACGGCAAGAAGCGCAAAGAGGACGAGCCGGCGACGCCAGAUGGCGAACAGGACGCCGCCGCCGAUGGCAGCAGUCAGAGCUCCAGCAACGGCACCCAGUCCCAGUCGCAGCUGGCCCAGUCCCAGCAGAGCAGUCCGCCCGCUCUGGCCGCAGCGCACAUCAAAAAGGAGAACGGCGCCAGCAACAGCGGCGGCAGCAAAUCAAAGUCGAAGGCCAAGUCGAAUAACUCCAGCGCAUCCACGCCCGGGUCGGCGCCGCCGACGACUCCCUCGCCGCGCUGCCAGACGCCAGUGACGAACAAUCCCAGUCCGGCGGGCAGCGCGUUCAGCACGCCCCCGGUCAAUCAGCACGGCGCCAAUCCGAAUGCCAACAACAGCAACUCCGCAGCUGGCGCUGUGCCCGGUCCACCUGGCGCCCAGCCCAAUCAGCUGAUGAGCUCGAACUCGAGCCUUAUGAACAUGGCCACCAUGAUUGACACGUUUACGGACGCCCAGCUGCAGUCCAACCAGAUCUCGAGCACCGUACUGGACUCGCCCUACUCCUAUGACUACCAGACGGGCUCCUAUAUUGACUCGCGCAACUACUACGGCAACUGGCCGCCUCAUGCCAUGGGCAUGGCACCCGGCAGUGCUGCACUGACGCCCACGACGCCCACAGCGCCGCUGGUGCAGCAUACGCACGCGGUGACCCCGCCAACAGCGGCUGCUGCUGCGACAGCGACAACAGCAGCAACAGUUGCGCCAGCAGCAACAGCUACAGCUCUGCCACCUGUCACGCCUGCUACAGUAACGCCUACGCCUGCGCAGCACGAUGCCAGUAAUGGCUACACGCCCAGCUACAACAAUCUGACGUCGCCACAGCAACAACAGCAGCAGCAGCAACAACAACAUCAGCAGCAGCAGCAGCAGCAGCAGCAGGGUGGUGUCGAUAUAUCAACAGUUGUUGGUGGUGAGCUAAAGAGUCGCGUCAGCGAGGAGAAUCCCGACUCGACAACGCUGGUCAAUCACUCACUGGUCGAGAGUAAGUUAACCGCCUUGACAGCCAUGCAACCCAUGACUAAUCUAGCACCACCACUUCACCACCACCACCACCAUCAUCCGCAUACGCCAGAGGGCUUCGUCAAGCCGAAGCCGCCGCCGAGCGAUUACCAGUACUCGCAAUACCCGAAUAACUAUCAGAUGUACCCGCCGCCUCCGCCGCCGCCGCACUCGGCCUAUUCCGCGUACGAUGCCUACCAGAACAUGAACUAUAAUUAUGGGUAUCAUCAUCAGGCAUACUCACCGUACGGCAUGUAUCCGCAGCAGACGCCCCCGCCGACGCCGCCGUCGCCCAACUGGAAUGUUUACGGACAUCAUCAGGGCUCUGGCGGCUAUGGGCCCUCGGGCGGAGGAGCUGGUGGCGCACUGUUGGCCACGCAUGGUCCUGUGCCAUCAGGAGCGACUCUGGUGAAGCCCACGUUGCCAACAGCAGUGGCUCCACUGCAGCAGCAGCAGCAGCAACAACAACAGCAACUGCAACAGCCUCAACAGCAACAGCAACAGCAGCAGCAACAGUUGCCGGCGACACCGCCCCAAACUGUUUUGCCCGAUUUGAGCAACGGCCAACUGUCUGUUAAUAGCGUGGAGCCCAUUGCCACGCCCACAGCAGCGCCUACGGCUGAAGUGCCGCCCAUUGGCAAUAACAGCAACAACAGCAACAGCAGCAACAGCAAUGAUGCCAACGGCAACACAUCUGCAGCCGGCAACGGCAACUCGACGACAACAGUCGCGCCGGCCAGCACCAAUUCGAGCAAAAUCGAGCCCAUUGGCGAGGUGGCCGAGAUUAAUGAGAACAUUGAAGCGUUCCAGGAUCCGCAAAUGGGCGGCGUUGCCAUUGCGCUGAAUCAUGGCAGCGUGUUGAUCGAGUGCGCCAAGCACGAGAUGCAUGCAACAACAGCUGUGCGGCGACCGGAUCGCCAUGAGCCGACGCGCAUGACUCUGAUCUUCUACCAGCAUCGCAACUUGAAUCGGGCCAGGCACGGCAUCGACGAGUGGGAGGAGAAGAUGCGCGUGAAGAAGAUCAACACGGACCUCGACAACAAAGCCAAAGAGGAGCGCGAGCGCUUGCUGAAAAAGGCCGCGGGCGAGGAUGACGAGGACGAGGAUAUGCACGAUGAACAAAUGGCGGCAACGGUGCCGCCGCCGCUGCCCAGCAUUAAGAAGGAAUCCAAUGGCAGUGGCGGGGCCGUCAAGAAUGGCGCCAGUGGCAGCAAGAAGAAGAAGACCGAUGCCAGCAAGAAGUCGCAGUCGAACAAUAACAACAACAAUAGUAACAAUAACAACAACAACAGCGAGCAGCCAAAAAACGAGAAAGUUGCCCUCCACGCACCAACACUAACAACAACGUCGUGGACGACCCUGUUUCCUAUGCACCCAUGUGUGGUUACGGGGCCCUAUCAGGAGGGCAAUAGCAGUCCAACCUCGUCCACGAAUGGCAGCGCCAACGCCAACGCGAAUGGCAACACCAACGCGAAUGGCAACACUGGCAACGCCAAUGGCCCAACAGCCCAGCAGUCGGCAGCGGUGGGCGUGCCGCCGCCGCAGCAGCCGUCGCAGCAGCCGCCGCAGCCAGCGCAGCAAACCUGAGCGCCUACCAGCGCCAGAUGGGGGGCAGCUACUACUACUGGCAGUAGCGGUAACAGUAACAGUAACAGUAACAGUAGCAGUAACAGUUACAGUAGCAGUAGUUGCAGUCGCAAUCGCUUGGAUCUAUCGCCGUUUAGCUCUAAGCUUAUGCCACAAUCGACUGAAAUAUUCUCACAGCAAUUUAUUUUUGUAAACGCGUCCUGAUUUCGUGUGCCAUACGAGGGUAGGAGGCGGGCAGCAGGUGGCAGGGUGUCCCAGCCAGGCACCAUUCCAGCAUGCAGUAAAACACUACCAAAACUCCACUACACACUAACACAUACACACACACACACACACACACACACACACACACACAUGCCUAGUUUAUACACUGGAAGAACACAAAUGCAGCUAGAUACAUAUACAUAUAGAAAAACAAAAAAGAAAAAAAGGCAAACUUUAGUUUCUUAAGAGCAGCUAUAUUGUUGGCAAAUUCUGUUAAAUGAGUUACUUUUAUUUGAUGUUCUCUCUUUCUGUUAAGAAUCAAAGCACACUACAAACAGCAAACUACAGAACAAACACU